Messenger RNA from Cololabis saira (Pacific saury), 930 nucleotides. It is a transcript of the gene iqcc, whose product is annotated as IQ motif containing C. The record is from RefSeq and is a predicted model, not a curated record. The transcript has 5 exons. Lineage: Eukaryota; Metazoa; Chordata; Actinopteri; Beloniformes; Belonidae. Gene Ontology annotation, molecular function: protein binding. Bases 1 to 660 code for a protein of 219 amino acids.
AUGGUGAUGGACACAAGCACGCUGGAGCGAAUAACCACCCUUUUUCAGGCGCGUGCACGUGGAUACCUAACAAGAUACGAAGUCCGACGUGCGCGGGAGGAUUUUGAGGAGAUCGUGAAUGAGAUAGAUGGAAAUCUGUCCCAAUUAAACUGGACUGAGAAGAUUAUCUCCACCCCCCACUUCGCAGAUACUGCAGGUCCACGUCUUCGUCCUGGCAUCUGUUCUCGCGAGACUUCAGGGCCAGGAUUACAUGUCAGUGCUGCCCAGAGCUCAAUAUAUUUAAUAGAAGAGAGAGGCGAGCAAAGUUCCCUGAUUGAGAGAGAAGAAGCCGAGCGAGACAAGUCACCAGAGUGCUUACCCAGCAGCUCUGUGAGAGGAGAUGGAAAAGGACAGAGACAGGACUCUGCUGGGAGGACAGAUGGAGGGAUGAUGGAGAGCACAGGACGGUCCUCCUCCAUCUGGAGCAGUUUGGAGCUCGACAUGAGCAGUCACCCUCAUAAAGGUUCUCAGCAACGCUGUCUUGCACAGGAGGUGCCCCGUACCCCAGAGGCCCUGCGUCUCCAUAGAAACACACUGACCAUGGAGCUUCUGUGGCUCCAGCAGGCCAUUGACAGCAGGAAAAAGUACUUAUCACUAAAGGACAGACUGAGCGUCUCCUGACAGCAAAAACUAACGUGAACUGGACUUGAAAAUUCAGGACUCCUGUCACUACUGUCUCUCAACUCAAGAUGUGAGAAACAUUACAAACAAACAGCAGUACUUCUCUGCACACCCUCAUUAGAUUCCUGUUUUUGUUUUCUAGUAAUUUAGCUUAUUUUCCUUAGUUGUACUAUGUUCUACAUAUUUCUGUAGAUAUUGUUUGUUUCAUUAUAGGAGGAGCGUCGACAAGCCCUUAUGGUUUUUUUGGUUCCUCCUGCACAUUUUCUGUUA